AUGGCUCCUGUGGGUGCAUCUAUUCCACCACACUUGCGCAGGCGUGCUGCUGCGCCAGUCGAGCCAAAAAGUGAUGUGAGGUUGGGGGACUUGGGAAAAGUUACUGGCAUCAGCACUCCCCCAGCAUCGGACAAGUCUCCAUUGGGCAAGCCCUCUCAGAGUCAAGUCUCUCCCGGCAAAGUCGUCUCCAAAGCCCAUACGCCACCCUCACCAGCGACGACAGUCGAGGGGCCAUCGGUGACCACGCUGACUUGGAACGACCCUAAACCGGUCGAGUCCCUUUCCAAACCCAAACGCAACGAGAACCUGCGCUGGCCAAGAACUUCCAAGCCAACAAAUGGGAGACACGUCUGGCCGAAAGCGCGGGAGAUCCCCAGAGAGCUAUCUGCCGGUAGUCAGAGCGGUGGCGGAAUCACGUUCAGAUCUGACAGCGGCGGAGAUCCCUCAUACGACGUGAAGAAGCUCCUCGGUUGGAACGGAGAUUGGUUGCCACCGCCAGAAGACUGGGCUGCUCGUAAGGGCUUUACGAGCCGUCACUUCAGCCAGGUUGUUGAUCAGUGGGCAAAUGAGCACAGCCGAGACUGCACUAAUGUCGUCGACAUUGACACGCCAGACUUCUUCGGAUCACAGGAGCAGGACGGCAAGUGGGUGAACAAGGACAUCGUACCGCGUUACUGGCUCCAUGAAAAGAUUGAUGGCAGCCCUCCACGCAAGUUCUGGGAAGAGCUUCCACACCGUGCGCCUGCUGCUAUGAGCGACAUUGACAUCAUGGAGGACCCGCCGUACUGGGAGCGAUGGAGUGAUUGUCAGCCAAACAACUGUUUCAUGACCACACUAAUCGUUCCGGAAGCGAGGAUCGACCAGGACGACAGGGACAAUGAGCUGGAGAGUCCUUUCGCUAUGCUCUGCAUGGAAGACCGAAUUGCAAAAAUCCUCGAGAUCAGGCAAAACAGGGCGAGGCGACAGAUAGCCAAGCGGAACAGGCCGAUUCCCAAGUCCACGUGUGAAGGACCGGUGCUAGCAGACCGUCAACUGCACCCCAAAGCGAACAUGUACCUCCGCCCUGUCCAGCCUGCUGAUAUUCCAGGCAUUAUGGAAAUCUAUAAUCACUAUGUCAAAGAGACAGUUCAUGCUGCCGAGCUUGAAGAGCAGACCGAAGCACAAAUUCGCUUCUGGAUCGACGGGAUCAUUCAGGCAGGCUUGCCGUGCCUUGUGGCAGUGAGCAAGCGCACCCAACGCAAAGGUCCGCAGGGCUACGUCACGGGGAAGAUCGUCGGCCUCACUUAUCUCACAGAUCUUGCCGACUCGAAGGGAAUGUACCGUUUCACCUUUGAACUUGAGACUUACAUUCAUCCCGGCUUCAUCCACCAAGGCAUAGGCAGGUGUCUUCUCGACCAGAUGAUGUACAUAUGCAACACUAGCUAUAUCAAGAGAGAUGGCUACGAGUGGGUGAACGAAUUCGAGUACCUGAAGAACGGAACGAGUCGCAUUGUCAAGACUAUCUUGGCGAGCGUGCACUACGAAAAAGGUGAGGAUGCCGAGUGGGCCACAAGCUACUUGGGCGACUUUGGGUUUAAGAAGGCCGGCCGACUGUCACAGAUCGGACAUAAGGCCGGAAAAGUCGUCGACAAGGUCAUCUUCCAGCUGCAGACCAGCGAGGUGAUCAAUCCUCAGAGCAUCCCGAUAAUUCAGGCUUAG
This is a messenger RNA of Didymella exigua CBS 183.55, 1698 nucleotides long. RefSeq lists its product as uncharacterized. NCBI's taxonomy places the organism in Eukaryota, Fungi, Ascomycota, Dothideomycetes, Pleosporales, Didymellaceae. Gene Ontology annotation, molecular function: acyltransferase activity, transferring groups other than amino-acyl groups. The transcript has 3 exons. Bases 1 to 1698 code for a protein of 565 amino acids. The record is from RefSeq and is a predicted model, not a curated record.